AUGGCAAAAACAUUAAACGAAGGGACUUAUCAAUCUACAGUUAUUGUACUAACUAUACGAGCAGUUUUAAAAAAUCUUCCUCUUGGGCCAUUAUCAUUUAUCAGCACAUCAGAAAGGCAAAGUAUUGCAAGUGCAGAUAGAAGAGGAACUGGAAGACGUCCAGAUAUAAUGUUUAUAAUAAAGUAUUUGGACGUGUUUUUUGAACUUAUGUAUAUUGAAUGCUCUCGAUUGUUAUGUACAGAGCAAAAAAAAGUAGAUGACGAUAUUAAACUAUGGAGGGAGUGUAAUGAUGGAAUGUACUAUACUCGAAAAACUCUUAAUUCGGAUAAAGACCAAUUCGGAAUAAUUGGAGUACAAAUAGCAGGAGAUACUUUACAUCUGAAUGUUCUUAUCAGAGAUAAAACUAAUGUUCAUAGAUAUUACCAUAUACAAUCGGCAAAAAUCCCUGUUCAAUUUUCAGAUGAGGAUGAUGUAAUUAAAUUUGUUGAGACACUUUUAUUUUUACGAAAUAUAUUAAUUACAAAUAUAUCCCUGCUAUGCCAUGGUACAAUAACAUCAUCUCAAAGAUUAAAGGAAGGGAGCACAACAGUUACUACACCACGAGAUGAUUAUCCAUAG
Molecule: messenger RNA, 618 nt
Organism: Ambispora leptoticha
Lineage: Eukaryota; Fungi; Glomeromycota; Glomeromycetes; Archaeosporales; Ambisporaceae
Source: the annotation of a GenBank genome assembly